Ooceraea biroi (clonal raider ant) is the source of this 6980-nucleotide messenger RNA. It is a transcript of the gene Klp10A, whose product is annotated as kinesin-like protein 10A. Gene Ontology annotation, cellular component: microtubule. Gene Ontology annotation, biological process: microtubule-based movement; microtubule depolymerization. Gene Ontology annotation, molecular function: microtubule motor activity; ATP binding; microtubule binding. The record is from RefSeq and is a predicted model, not a curated record. Lineage: Eukaryota; Metazoa; Arthropoda; Insecta; Hymenoptera; Formicidae.
UUUUGCGGCAGCGUGGUGCGCGAAGCGGGCAUCGUCCGGAUUAAACCUGCACGUUCCCGCCGAGGAGACGCGGCGAAUCGAUCGCACGAGUCGUCCACAGUCCUUCGUCGCCUUCGAUUCAACGAUAUCUUUAGUAAUACCGUCUGUGAGUGAAACUGUUUGUGCGGAAAUACGUAACAGUAAGAGCAAUCGAAGUAUAGGCGAAUCGUCAUCGAUGCUGAAGUAGCAUAAACGCAGUGCCAAUCUAUUCAUCGACUUCAACAGCGUGGAAUAAUGGAACAUGAGCUGGUUACAGAGACAUCACCAGAGGGAUGUAACAAUAUAAUCUACCAGGAAUUAUGAGAAUUCUGCUCGAGCUUUAAUGUGGUCGAAUCCCAGGAGACCGUUAUUGAUGAUUCAGUAAUUUGUAGGUACUGUGCUAUCGCUUCAAUAACUCUAAACAUAGACACGUGAUAGAUAAAUACUGGAAAAAAUUUGCAAAAGUUUAUCGGUGUUUUAGAAAUUAUUUUGACCGACAAGACGAAUGGAACGUCGGCUUGAUCACCAAGAUACAGACAUAUUUAUCAGUACCAGUGAUAAAGUAAUCUUCUUGCAAGAUUUAAUUUUUCGCUGAUCAUAGUGCGAGACAAAUUUAAUAUGGAUUGGUUAUCUCUUUGCGUCUGUGGUGCAAAGGGCGACCUCGCCAACGGGAAGGCCAAGAAAGACAGGAAAUGCAAACCUGAGAGUGGUAAAAAGAGCAAGAAAUCCAAAAAGUGUUCCAAGCGGAAAGGAUCUUCCAAAGCGUCUAUUGACGAAUCCUUGCACAAAUCGCAAGACGAGCAGCAAUUCGAGAAAGAAAUUGUGGAAAAGAAAUGGAUGAACGGAGAGAUCGUUAAUUGCCACGACGAGCGCUCGAAGAGUCAGGUACUAGCGAUUGAUCAAGCCGAUCCGGCAAAACUCAGCGAUUCGCUGAGUAAUACUUGGUCUUAUCGAAUCGAAGAUUGUAAUAAUGCUGAAGAAUCCUGCACAAAUCCGGGAAGAAACGUGGAUAAAUCCGAUCAAGAAACACGUAGUGUCGAUCACGACGACGACGACGCGUUCGUGCCGCAUUCAAGAUGCACAUCAAGCACAGUUGAUGAAGAUACAGAAAAUGAAGUCAAGUAUGCUUCAGAUGAAAAAGGACACGACGAAGAAGCAAACCUGGAUGAUUCCGCGUCAAGAUCAGCAAUCUCCGAAGAGCUUGAAGAUUCACCCUGGAUAUCGGAAGUCGAGGACAAAUCGACUGCGACAAUAGAAUCAAGUUUUAAUAGAAAGCUUGAGGAAAGGAUCUCGUCUAGAAUCAAUUUUUCCAAUAAGGAGCGAGAGACUUUGGGAACGACUUUUCCAAGAAAGGAUCCGAGAAAUGCGCUUCCGCCGAUCAAGAAGAGAUCCUGUGCGAAGACGUGGAAUUGUACAAAUAACGAAGAGCGACAAAGAAAACAAGCGAAUAAGUUCGGUUUUAAGAAAAACGCAAUGUGCGAACAACGGGAGAUUCGGCGAAAAUUGAACUCUUGCAGUUUCGAAAUUGGACCGUUUGAGGGUGAAGAGCGAAGUGGGAAAACCAGGAGUCGGACCGAAGGAUCCAUGAUACCCAGACUUGCAUCCCCUAUGCGACAAGAGAUAAACUCGCUCAAAAGCGAUAAAUCGGACAUUGUGCAAAAUGGUCGCGUUCACUCGGCAGUCGUCUCCGGUGUCAAUUUAGAGCAGCGCACCGUAACCGUAGAAUGGUUCGAGAGGGGAGAAACCAAAGGCAAAGAGGUGGAAAUCGACGCGAUUCUCGCCUUGAAUCGCGAUCUGAGCCAGAAGAUGGCACCACCGCCGCAAGUGAUGAACAACCAGAUGCUAUCCUCGAAACCAAGGGAGCCGGACUCCUCGGCUGAGGAGGACGAGGGGGUCGACGAGUCGGAGAACCAAGAGGAGGGCUCUCUCGGACGCCAUGGCGGUCACACCGCAAGAAACGGCCUCGCAUCCGCAACGCUUCCUGUACGAGUCACAUCUCGUCUCUCGCACUCAACCAGACCGUCAAUACCAGUGAAAGCGGGUUCGAAUAGACAGUUAUCACGGCCAACGGGUCGGCCGACGAAUAUAAUGACAUCAACCACGUCGGUUAAUGGGCACGGCGACUCAGUUUCGGGGCUUACGGGACGCCGGGAAGUCGAGAACAUACCUCCGACGCCGACAACGACUGUGACGCAGUUUAAUGUGGCAACCCCGGUGCAGAACACUAGACAGCAGAAACAGGCGCAGCAACAGGCGCAGCAGCAACAACAGCAACAGCAGCAGCAACAACAACAGCAGCAGCAGCUGCAGCAGCAACAGGCGCAGGUGGAGAAUGGCCGAGGUAGACGGUCCAACGUUGUCAAGGAAGUCGAGAGACUCAAGAAGAAUAGAGAGGAGAGGAGGCAGCGGCAGGCAGAGUUGAAGGAAGAGAAGGAAGCGCUGAUGAAUCUGGAUCCGGGUAAUCCGAAUUGGGAGUUUCUCGCCAUGAUAAGAGAAUACCAAAACAGUAUAGAGUUUAGGCCGUUGCGGGAGACUGACGCCGUGGAGGAUCACCAGAUCACCGUGUGCGUGCGGAAGCGUCCGCUUAACAAGAAGGAGCACGCGCGAAAGGAGAUCGAUGUGAUCAGUGUGCCUAGCAAGGAUCAAAUGGUGGUGCACGAGCCCAAGUCCAAGGUCGAUCUCACCAAGUACCUCGAGAACCAGAUCUUCAGAUUCGAUUACGCGUUUGAUGAGACUUGCAACAAUGAGAUAGUCUACAAGUACACAGCUAAGCCGCUGGUACAGACGAUCUUCGAGGGCGGCAUGGCUACGUGCUUCGCAUACGGGCAGACUGGUAGCGGCAAAACCCACACGAUGGGCGGCGAUUUCAACGGCAAGACGCAGGAUUGCAAGAAGGGCAUCUACGCCAUGGUUGCCAAGGACGUGUUCAAGUGCCUGAAAUUGGCGAAGUAUCGGCCUCUCAAUCUGGUUAUUUCCGCUAGCUUCUUCGAGAUUUAUUCCGGCAAGGUGUUCGAUCUGCUGGCGGACAAGGAGAAGCUGAGAGUCCUGGAGGACGGCAAGCAGCAGGUGCAAAUAGUAGGAUUAACAGAGAAGGUUGUCGAAACUUGCGACGAGGUGUUGAAGUUGAUACAGCACGGGAACAGCGCCAGAACGAGCGGUCAGACUAGCGCCAACUCCAACUCUUCGCGAUCUCACGCAGUAUUCCAGAUAAUAGCGCGCGUCCCGGGCACGCACAAGGUGCACGGAAAGUUCUCGCUCAUCGAUCUUGCUGGUAAUGAAAGGGGUGCCGACACGUCGUCUGCCAAUAGGCAAACUCGAAUGGAGGGCGCUGAGAUUAACAAAUCUUUAUUAGCAUUAAAAGAGUGUAUACGCGCGUUAAGCCGUAAGGGCACGCAUCUGCCUUUCAGAGCGAGCAAGCUGACUCAGGUGCUGAGGGACAGCUUUAUCGGUGAAAAAUCAAAAACGUGCAUGAUAGCGAUGAUCAGUCCUGGGAUGAGUUCCUGCGAGCAUUCCCUAAAUACACUGAGAUAUGCUGACCGAGUGAAGGAGUUGGCGGCGACCGAUCCCACGGAAAUAAAAGUUUCACCGACGGACGAUGAGCGGGGUAUGAAGAUUGAGGAACAGGGGAACAACAGCGUGCUGUCGGACAGCGACUUAGCGCAGCUUCGAUCUCUCAACGAGGGUGAACUUUCGCAAGAUUUGUACACCUUCCACGAGGCGGUGUCUGCUCUACAAAUGCUUGAGGAAGAAGUGUUGGAUAUGCACAAACUGGUCAUGGAUAAUACAACUAAAUUUCUUAACAAUUCGCACAGCGUGUUCAGCGCGACUCACGAAGUGGAUUAUGAUCAAGAAGAUUUGAGCCGGAAAAGAACAAAGUUUGAGUCACCCUACCUGAGGAGUUUCUCAUUGCGUAGACGUCUUAUAGAGAGAAAACUAUUUUCCGACGCAUAUGCCCAAAAGUGGGAGCAGCUGUUAAUACAGCAACGUGACACCCUGAAUGCCGCGCUCGACCAAGUCAGCCAGUUCCGUGGGCAGCUCUUGCAGGAGGAGCAGAUCAGUCAGAAGAUGACCCGGAUGCGCAACGUCACAACGCGGUACAAUUAAGGAUAUUUUAGCGCGAACGCGAAAUAACAAAAAAGACAAAAAUAAUUUAUCACCUGUGAGGAAAGUCCGCUUUUUAUGUGUGUCUCAAUCUCUGAUUACAAGCGCGCAAAUAGCAAACAUACAUGACACUAGUGCGACAUAAAGCAGUCCUAUAAAUGCAAAAUGUAACAAAACACUUUGUCUUGCCUUUAAAAAAUUGCUGCGAAGCGUCGUCAACAAGGGAGCGAAGGAGCUCGACUCGUGAAAAGAAAAGAACUUACCUUAGCGAUCCUGUGUAUUAUAUAACGAUCCUUCUCGAACGGUUUCUCCAUAGCGAAACGACAGAGUUAAGUGGUGGACUCCGCAAGGAAAAAUAUAUAUAUAUAAGAAAGUCGAAGUGUGACUAUACAGCAUAAUAAAAGUAAUCGCUUAAGAAUUCACAAGUUCGGGAAGCUCUUGUCUUUAUGCAUUCAUUUGUCGCGAAGCUCGCAAGAAUCACCGAGGAAUUUUUUAAUUUGAAUUUCGUGUCUUCUUUUAGCCCGGAGAAACAUAGAAAAUUUUUAAUGCCGACGGACAAACAAUGCACGUAGUGCAACGCGACGACUUAAAAUUUCCACAGUAGUCCUGAGUGCGACUCGAAAAAACAAAAAAUUUUCUAGGAUCUUCGGGAUAAAAGGAGUUCUUGAGUGACUCUUACAGGUUUUUCGGACCGCAUUCAGGAUUACUGUGGAAAUUUUAAGUCGUCGCGUUGUACUUGUGUUCGAAAUGCAAAGCACCACCGCGAGAACGAUAAUGCGCAAGCCGCGAAAUCAGUUAACACCCAUCUUUAGUCUGUAGAAUGCUAGUGUAUUAUUACGUGGGACCCAGUCUAUAAUAUCGGAUGGAAGAAAAGCCUUAGUAAGCCGAUUUACCAGAAGAAAUGGAGAUGCGUAUAUCACCGACGAUACUUUGUAUGCCUCGUUCACACACGCAUACGCAAUUACGAGCGCAUACACAUAAAUACACAUACACAUAUACACGUGCGCGCGUAGCGAUCGACAUUCUCGUAAACCAAAUAACGACUGAUUUCGAGAAAAAAAAUGUAACUCUUUAGCUCGUAAGAAACUGCACGGCGGCGCUCGUCCAGUACGGAUGUCCGAGUUUCUUAGUAUUAAUAUCGUCGACGGCAUCAAACAGUCCUCUUUUUUUUUUACGUUAUUAAAGAUAUGAGAUUAAAAUUUUCAUUUGAUUUGUCAAACGCAUACUCCUGUGUUUUCUUCCUUACUCUACUGAAUCGCAUCAUCGCAAAGCGUGCGAUAAAAACCAUGUGUGUUAAGCUUGAUUGUGAAUACGUCCAAUGGAAAACCGUUAAUUUUGCUCAAGAGUUGCUGGACUGAACUUUACAAACUUAACGCUCUAUGGACAUAUUCCUUUCAACGAAAGGGAUUAAGCUUUGUUUCGCGUAAGCUACAAAGUAAUAGUAUCUUGCAGCUUCCCAUUUCUUAUAUAUUUCCUAUAAUCUUAUAAAAUACAUCACGAGAUUGAUGUGUGGUGCAACACAAUAAUAAAGUGUAUAAAUAUUAAUUUUUUAAUUCUGGGACAGGGAGAAAAUAAUAUAUCUUGACCAAAAAUAUAGAAAAAUUUUUUAAAGAAAUUUUAGAAACGAAUUAGAGCGUCUACAAUCAGUGUUUAUCUCAAGCACAAUUUGCUGCAAUUCAGUAGAAGCAUCUAUCAUAUUUGCGAUUAUUUAUGUAGGCUGACUUUGUUUCAUAUAUAAGUAAUUGGACAAAGAUCUUAUCACUAUAUUAAUGACAAAGAAGUACAUCACAUCGAAAUCGGAUACACCAUAUGCACCAUAGAGAGUUAAGAAGAGUAAUAUAUCAUAUCUCGCAUAUCUCGACUUAUCUUCGUUGCAAGAUUUAAUUCUAAGCGGCCGUUCCUGUCGCGUGAAAUCCUCGCACGUUUACUCGCGAGCUAACAAUCAUCGCUAACAAUCAUGCUCGAUUUUGUAAACGUUAGAAUCGCUCUACGCAAGAAGUUACUUGAUCUGGAAGCUUAGUGGUAAAUUAGUAAGAUAAUGCUCGGAUGAGGAAGGUGAGGAUAACGGAGGAUUGAUAUUUCUGUGUUGACGAGGUACAUGAUUUUUAUAUAAAUAUAUAAAAUAGUCAUAUAUAUAUAUAUAUAUAUAUAUGACUAUUUUAUAUAUUUAUAUAAAAUAUAUAUAUAUAUAUAGCGCGAGGAUGUGUAAAGAAAUUGUUUAAAAUUGCUGUUAUAAAUCAAAAGUAGACAAGAUAAUUACAUCUGCCGCCACGAGGGCAUACUAAUUUAAUUUAGUAUUAUGAAAUAUAUUUAUAAAAUAUUUAUUAUAAAGCCUGAUUCUUGUGCGAAUGUACUAGGCUUCGUUCAUCGGGAAAGUUCAUAUUUUUCGUUAGAUAUCUAUCGUAAUGUUCCUCGAUGACUGCUAAGCAUGUAUCUUCUAAUCGACAUUACACGUUUUUCGGCAGUUAUGCUGCGGUUCAGGCAUACGAGUAAUUCCAUCUUCAAGAUUUUAUGAUUGGUCGAAUUUUCCGUGGACUACAAAAUAUCGCAUUUCAUCAUCUCGAACAUAGUAUUUUUUUAAUAAGUAGUGGCGUGAUAGAUGGAGCUUGACGUAAUCGAAGGAUGUUAAUAUAUUUCUUAUUUUUUAUAAUCGAAUAAUUUAUGCGGAAGGAGACGAGUAAAUUAAACACGACACGUAGCCCCGACCCUCGGGCAUCUGUCCUCCUUGUAUGUCGUACUUAGUAGUCGCUCUCUGAACUACUCUAAUUCGAUGUGCACAGAAAGAUUUUCGAUAUGUAUGAGAGGUGUCACGUUGUUGCUUUAUGACUUUAUGAUGAAAUAAAUCAGAUUGAAAAACGAAA